Molecule: messenger RNA, 1113 nt
Organism: Geodia barretti
Lineage: Eukaryota; Metazoa; Porifera; Demospongiae; Tetractinellida; Geodiidae
Source: the annotation of a GenBank genome assembly
AUGCGUCGCUUGACCGAAAACCUCCGCAAUGCCACUCAGGACUCCGGCGUGUCCCGCGUAUGGCAAGCACAGCUGAUGGUUGGCCUGACGCUGGAGGAUGAAGGCGCCUGGCCCGAGGUCAAAAAACGAGUACGGGAAUGUUUCGGCGUGGCGAAAUUCUUCCUGGCCCGCGAGUUUCCCCAAGACCUGGAUAUGAUCAAGGAAACCCUGCCGGGGUUGUUGGAGAGCCACACAUUCAGCUCUUUCCAAAUAGAGACCAACCGCGCCGACAAGCGGUUCCCCAUGACAUCUCCGGAGGUGAACCGGGACCUGGGAAGAUUUGUCGAGGAACUGACUGGGGCUCGCGUUGAUCUCUCCAAUCCUGACCUGACCAUUUACCUGGAUAUCCAGACCCGGGGCAUCCUUCUCUACUUCGAAGAGGUCCCAGCUCACGGCGGUCUGCCGGUGGGAGCCAGCGGGCGGGUCGCGGUGAUGCUGUCGGGCGGGAUUGACUCGCCGGUCGCCGCUUGGCAUAUGAUGAAGAGAGGCUGCACGGCCAGCUAUAUUCAUUUCCACAGCUAUCCCCUGGUCGACCGAACGUCGAUCGAAAAGGCUGGGGAACUGGUGCAGCAUCUGGCCCGCCACCAGCGCCGGUCGGACCUGUUGCUGGCCCCCCUGGCGGAGAUUCAGAAGCGAAUAAUCGUGGAGACUCCUCCGUCGUACCGGGUGCUGCUUUAUAGGCGGUUCAUGGUGCGCAUCGCACAAGGGCUGGCGAAACAGGUCGGAGCCAAGGCCUUAAUCACCGGUGAGAGUUGCGGACAGGUGAGCUCCCAGACGCUGGAGAACAUCGCCGUGGUCGAUGAUGUAGCCACCAUGCCGGUAUUGAGGCCCCUUAUCGGCCUGAACAAAGAGGAGAUCGUCGGAAUGGCCCGGGGAAUUGGCACCUUUCUCAUCUCGAUACAGCCUGACCAGGACUGCUGCUCGCUUUUCGUGCCCAAGCAUCCCGAAACCCGUGCCCGGCUGGCUACCGUCGAACGGCUUGAGGAGGGCCUCCCCGUGGACGAGAUGGUGGAGGAAGCCAUAGCGGGUUCUGUCAGGGAACUGGUGCCUUCUCCGUAUCAGAGGCUCGUUUAG